CACACGACAAAACAUGUACCGUUCCCACUGUUUCCGGGUAUGGCUCAGUGGUGCUUGCUGCUGUCACCGCCGGCCACCGCAGACCUCUUCUCGCUCUGUGCAGCCGAACCCCACACGCACCAGACACCAGCCCGUUUCCCCACCCCCAGGACCACUACCCACGCUCGGUGUCAACGGAUUGGCCGAUUCUGGGUGCCUCGUGGCACACUGAAAAUGCCACGCUCCUUCCUGGUCAAGAGCAAGAAGGCUCACACCUACCACCAGCCCCGCGUGCAAGGGGAGGACCCGGUCUGGCCUCCUGUCUUCACCCCUGUGGCCAGGGAUCAGGUCCUGGGCAAUGGCCCGGUCCUCAGCACAUCGUUCCCGAACCAGUGCCUGGACUGGACCAGCCUUAGACGGGAGCCGGAGCUGGACGCCGACCGGGGCUUGACCAGCGUGGCCCCAGAACCAGAGGCUCCCAUCAUGAUGUCCCGAACCCAGGAUGGGGACUCGCCACUCUCCGACUCGCCCCCUUUCUACAAGCCCAGCUUCUCCUGGGACACCCUUGCAUCAUCCUACGGCAACGGCUACCGGCAGGCGCCCUCCACCAUGCUGUCCUCCUUCCUGGAGCGCUCCGUCAGGCUAUACGGCAGCCCUCUGGUGCCCAGCACUGAGCCCCCACUGGACUUCAGCCUCCGCUACUCCCCAGGCCUGGACGCAUACCACUGCGUCAAGUGCAGCAAGGUAUUCUCCACACCACAUGGGCUCGAAGUGCACCACAGCGGGACCCGGCCCUUCGCCUGCGACGUCUGCGGCAAAACCUUCGGCCACGCUGUGAGCCUGGAGCAGCACACACACGUCCACUCCCAGGAGCGCAGCUUUGAGUGCCGGAUGUGCGGCAAAGCCUUCAAGCGCUCGUCCACCCUGUCCACCCACCUGCUCAUCCACUCGGACACACGGCCCUACCCCUGCCAGUUCUGCGGCAAGCGCUUCCACCAGAAGUCGGACAUGAAGAAGCACACCUACAUCCACACCGGGGAGAAGCCACACAAGUGCCAGGUGUGCGGGAAGGCCUUCAGCCAGAGCUCCAACCUCAUCACGCACAGCCGCAAGCACACGGGCUUCAAGCCCUUCAGCUGUGAGCUGUGCUCCAAGGGCUUCCAGCGCAAGGUGGACUUGCGGCGGCACCGUGAGAGCCAGCACAGCCUCAAGUGAAGCCCGCCUGCCCAUCCUGAGGUCCUGUGCCGAGCAGCCAGCCUCACACACUCGGAUCCCCAACUUUCUGGAGGUGACACUGGACUGGAGUCCAUGAAAUUGCUGUGUGACCUUGGGCAAGUCACCUUCCCUCUCUGGACGAAUGUACCUGCUGCCACAUGUUUGGGAGUGGGGCUGAGUCUCUGAGCUGAAGUUGUCUAUGGCGGGUUCAGGUACAGUUCCCAGCAGAACACAGGUGCACCUGGUGCCAAGAAUGGACCAGGCCUGGGACCCACAGAGAAGUCCUCCUCUGGCCUGCUACCCACUGGGCUGGCCCUGGUCACCUGGAUUUUAGUGGGCUCUUCCUGGCUGACAGAUAGAGCUGCCUCCCACCCAGUGGGAGGUCUGGCUCUCCUCUGCCUCAGCCAGCUGUGCCUCCCCAGCAUCCUGCCGUCCUCCAGGAUCCUGGCCCCAUGGACAGGCGUGGGACAGAGAACGCAGCAGCCGUUGCUGCCACAGUUGUUCCUCUUGGCUGCUGUAAAUAAAGAUGAA
Tupaia belangeri chinensis (Chinese tree shrew) is the source of this 1725-nucleotide messenger RNA. RefSeq names its product growth factor independent 1B transcriptional repressor (gene GFI1B). Gene Ontology annotation, molecular function: DNA-binding transcription factor activity, RNA polymerase II-specific; RNA polymerase II cis-regulatory region sequence-specific DNA binding. Gene Ontology annotation, biological process: regulation of transcription by RNA polymerase II. The record is from RefSeq and is a predicted model, not a curated record. Lineage: Eukaryota; Metazoa; Chordata; Mammalia; Scandentia; Tupaiidae.